UUGCGUAGCAGUGCUGCGUGAUCCACAGUGACGCCGCCUGGCUGUCGGCAAUUGAGGGAGGCUUAAAGAGACAACAGUGAAAUCAUAGCAAAUGAAAGAGGAGAUAAAUUCAAUGAUCGAUGAAGGAGCAUGACUUCGACGGCGCCUUGGUAGCCAACAGUUGGAGAUAGUUGGAUGAUUAAAAACCUUUCCUGUUGACUGUCCUUGCUGAGGGCCAGACCUGGACUUCCCUCUCUGCUGUGGGCCUUGAAUCAUGGCGAGUGCCACCUGGGUCACUGAAGGCUGACCAGAAGGAAUGCGGCACUCCUGGAGAUGUUCUCAAGAGGCCUUUUGGAUGCACUAGCUGGAUUUCAGGGUGCUGUUUCAUCUGUAGUGUCGUAUGUGUCCACCUGCGGCACCCCCUAGCGCAACCUGCCUUCAUGUCAGGCAGGAGCAUGCUAGUCUGAGACGACUGUGGGAGUGAAGACAACUGAGUACUGCUGCUUAACCCUGACCAAGAAAGUUAAAGAAAAUAUUGAACAUUCUUGAGGCCCUUAUGAUACAUACGCAUCUCAAUUAAGUAUCUGGAGCACCCUACCUCACAUUUGUCGACCCGUUCUCUGCCAUUGCUAUUGGAAUUUCUAUGGUUUGCAUGGCUGGAGAAUAACCGUGGAGAGGCCAGGGUAUCAUAAGCUUAUGGAUUUUGAUAAAAGAGGGGGCAAGGGAGAGACAGACGAAGGAAAAAAAAUGUCUAAGACAGCAGGCAGCAGGACUGGGGGUCGGAGUUCAGGGACCAACUCUGGAGUUCUUAUGGUUGGCCCAAAUUUCAGAGUUGGUAAAAAAAUUGGCUGUGGGAACUUUGGAGAACUGCGGCUGGGAAAAAACCUCUAUACUAACGAAUAUGUGGCCAUCAAAUUGGAACCUAUAAAAUCCAGGGCACCACAACUUCAUUUGGAGUAUAGAUUUUACAAACAGUUGGGGAAUUCAGAGGGAAUACCGCAGGUGUACUACUUUGGGCCCUGUGGGAAGUAUAAUGCCAUGGUUCUGGAGCUGCUCGGGCCCAGUCUAGAAGACCUAUUUGACCUCUGCGACCGGACCUUCUCCCUAAAAACCGUCCUCAUGAUAGCCAUACAGCUGAUUACUCGGAUGGAGUACGUCCACAAUAAGAGUCUAAUUUACCGGGAUGUGAAGCCAGAGAACUUUCUCGUGGGGCGACCAGGAAGCAAGAGGCAGCACACUAUCCACAUCAUUGACUUUGGUCUGGCCAAAGAGUACAUAGACCCUGAGACCAAAAAACACAUCCCAUACCGGGAGCACAAGAGUCUGACUGGAACGGCGCGCUACAUGAGCAUCAACACACAUCUGGGGAAAGAGCAAAGCAGAAGGGAUGAUUUGGAGGCGUUGGGUCACAUGUUCAUGUAUUUCCUCCGAGGAAGCCUCCCUUGGCAGGGCCUAAAGGCCGACACUUUGAAGGAGAGGUAUCAGAAAAUUGGGGACACCAAACGUGCAACGCCCAUAGAAGUUCUUUGCGAAAGCUUUCCCGAAGAGAUGGCCACCUACCUGCGCUAUGUGAGGAGGCUGGAUUUCUUCGAGAAGCCCGAUUACGAUUACUUGAGGAAGCUCUUCACAGACCUCUUCGAUAGGAACAGCUUUGUCUUUGACUACGAAUAUGACUGGGUCGGCAAAUCACUUCCCACUCCGAUAGGUCCCAUCCCCAGUGACACGCCACUGCAGCCCAGCAGCAGAGACAAAGCACAACAGCAGACCAAAAACCAGUCGCCUGAGCCCAAAGGAAGUGAGUCUCAGCCCACUCCCGUGACCAAUAAGGAGACUCUGGGGUCGCACCUCACAGCUGAGCGGCUGGGGGGCUCUGUCCAGGUGAUGAGCUCGACGAAUGGCGAGCUGAACACGGACGAUCCCACUGCAGGACACUCCAACGCUCCCAUCACUGCUCCCACCGAGGUCGAAGUCGCUGACGAAACCAAGUGCUGUUGUUUCUUCAAGAGGAGAAAGAGGAAAGCGCUUCAGCGGCACAAGUGAACCAAGAGAAGGAAGAGAACUUGAAACAUUGUGGUCACUGUCAAGAUUUAAAUGGAACUACACAAGACUCCCCUCUCUUUGUCCUGCUUUGUCCUCACCUCCUCCUCCUCACUUGACUUCCUGUCACUGUGCCGCCCUUGCUCUCACUCACUCUCCCUCUCUUUCUGUCUCUCCCCCACCCUCCCUCCUCUCAGUUCUCCCUGGCUACUGGCGAGUAAAAGGAACGUUGCAGUUCUACUGACUACACAACAGACUUUGAUUCCUUUUUAUCUAUGAAAAUUACCUACAUGGCGUCGGGUAGGGGCUCGAGAAAACGUUUAAAAAAGCUGUAACAAUGAAAUCAAAUACUGUGGCGUGAAUAUGAAAAAAGAUACUGUUUGAAACAGUUGUUGUAUUCUAGAUUCCAUAACGAAGGUGUGUUGUUGCGACUGUUGAUCAGGUGAUGCAUUGGUGGUCCGAGUGAAAGACGUCUGCUCCGUAGGAAUCUCUGCUCUUCUUUUCUUCCUUUGGUGUGUGUUUUUUGGGAUCAAAUUAAAGCGGUGAACAGUGCAAAUGUUAAUUAUGAGAGACACGGGAAGCAUUUCAUCUGCAACAAAAAUUGGAGGAUGUUUGUUUUGUUUUGGUUUUCUCUUUUUUGUAAUUGAAUCCUGAGUUUUCAAAUCCCUGCGUUGAGAACUUAUUUUUAUGUUGUAGUGUUCUGGAGUUCAGUUUCUUUCCUCACUCUGGCUUUUUUGUCUGUCAAAAUGGACUUUGUAGCACAGUCACUGGCCUCAGGUACUGUGGAAGAUUGAAGAGGAAAAGAUAAAGCUCUCUUAUUAUUAUUAUUAUUGCACUUUUUAAAAAAAGGUUAAACAGUGACAGUGGAAAGUCUAGGUUUGAAAUUAACAAUUAAGAAAACAAUAUAAUAAAGACUGAUCUAGGAAGAGUUUGCGACGCUUGUAUCUGAAAGAUGGCAGAACACUUUGAUUUACAUGGGGUGAAGAUCUGUCUUUUUUCUUUCUUACAUCAAAAUUAUUUACCAGGAAAUCAUAGUUUGUGCCUUUCUAAGUAAAAUGUUUAAAGCUCAA
Molecule: messenger RNA, 3086 nt
Organism: Synchiropus splendidus (mandarinfish)
Lineage: Eukaryota; Metazoa; Chordata; Actinopteri; Syngnathiformes; Callionymidae
Gene: csnk1g2b
Product: casein kinase 1, gamma 2b
Exons: 12
Coding region: 676-2019 (447 amino acids)
Biological process (GO): signal transduction; positive regulation of canonical Wnt signaling pathway; peptidyl-serine phosphorylation
Cellular component (GO): plasma membrane; cytoplasm; nucleus
Molecular function (GO): ATP binding; protein serine/threonine kinase activity
Source: RefSeq, a predicted model, not a curated record